Molecule: messenger RNA, 1178 nt
Organism: Colletotrichum godetiae
Lineage: Eukaryota; Fungi; Ascomycota; Sordariomycetes; Glomerellales; Glomerellaceae
Product: guanylate kinase
Exons: 3
Coding region: 223-909 (228 amino acids)
Biological process (GO): purine nucleotide metabolic process
Cellular component (GO): cytosol
Molecular function (GO): GMP kinase activity
Source: RefSeq, a predicted model, not a curated record
AUUCCCCAAACCCUGAUUCUCAUUCGAGGCUCGGCUUGUGACUGUCCAGACCGCCCGCCCGCCCCAACCCGCUCUCAUCCAGUCUGCCCCUCCUCUCCUCCCCUCCCCCCUCCCCUCCUCCGACCGCCGCCGUGCCCGUAGCCCGUAGCCCGUAGCCCGACCUCUGAAACUUUGAGGCUAGUUAUUUUGCUCCCUUGGAGCCCUUGACCGAUACUCCAUCUAAUGUUGCCCCGCCUCCGACCCUUUACCCACGCCUUCUCACGACAACCUCCAUUGACUAGAUUCCUACCCAAGAGUCAACCGUUUCGUUUUGCAACCACAAUGGCGCCAGUCCUCCCCUCCGACCGCAGACCAAUCGUCAUCUCCGGCCCCUCGGGCGUCGGCAAGGGCACCCUCUACAAGCUCCUCUUCGAGCGCCACCCCGACUCUUUUGCCCUCUCCGUCUCCCACACCACCCGCGGCCCGCGCCCCGGCGAGGCAGACGGCGUCGACUACCACUUUGUCACAAAGGAGGCCUUUGAUGACCUCGUCAGCAAGGACGGCUUCGUCGAGCACGCCACCUUUGGCAGCAACUCGUACGGCACCUCAAAGGCUACCAUCGAGGAGCAGUCUGCCAAGGGCAAGCUCGUCGUUCUCGAUAUCGAGAUGGAGGGAGUCAAGCAAAUCAAGACGUCAAACUUCCCCGCCCGCUACGUCUUCAUCGCGCCCCCCUCAGAACAAGAGCUCGAGAAGCGCCUCCGCGGCCGCGGCACCGAAAAGGAAGAGAGCGUCCAGAAGCGUCUCGCGCAGGCCAAGCUCGAGCUGGCCUACUCCAAAACCCCUGGCGUCCACGACCUGAUCAUUGUCAACGACGAUCUCGAGAAGGCCUACAAGACCCUUGAAGACUUUGUCUACAACCCCUCGCAGUAAAAGGGUCGACAACGACGAAGAAGGCGCGCGAGAGGGAAAAGAGGUUGGAUUGGGUGAUACGGUGAUGGGGCGUUGGGAACUGAAUAUCCUUUACGAGUUCACAAAGUCUGUGGAUCUUCUUCAUAGCACGGGCGGUCAUUGUGGGCAUAUAUACACAUAUGAAAGCGUAUAAAAGCAAUCUAUAGAGCCACACAUACGUGCGGCAGAAACCUCUGGCCAUACUUUGGGACAGAGGAAUACACAUCAUCAAGAGCAUUGGCGACCGCAAA